Messenger RNA from Maudiozyma saulgeensis, 237 nucleotides. Lineage: Eukaryota; Fungi; Ascomycota; Saccharomycetes; Saccharomycetales; Saccharomycetaceae. The record is from the annotation of a GenBank genome assembly.
AUGGUCGCAUACACAUCGGGCUUACGUUUUAAAGUGCUACCUCAUUUGGGUAGACUCAAUAUAAAGAAUUUAAUGGCAUAUACUCCAAAUUUAAUGCUUUGGGGUGGUGCUUCAUUAGUAGGUGCAUUGGUCUUUGUUGAAGGUUGGCCAUUAUUUCAAAAUACUAUGUUUAGCAAGAUUCCAAUAUUAGGAGCUAACUGGCAAAAGGAAAUUCCUGCAGAGGAUAGACCAAAUUAA